AUGACAGCAGUGAAUCGCAUUGGCAUGGAUUCUACUCCAGUCGAUGUUUCAUCACCAUUUUGGCGUGCUGCCGAUACUUCAUCGUUCGAUGGAAAUAAGAUAACAGAAAAU
This is a messenger RNA of Adineta ricciae, 111 nucleotides long. Lineage: Eukaryota; Metazoa; Rotifera; Eurotatoria; Adinetida; Adinetidae. The record is from the annotation of a GenBank genome assembly.